Schistosoma margrebowiei is the source of this 1821-nucleotide messenger RNA. The record is from the annotation of a GenBank genome assembly. Lineage: Eukaryota; Metazoa; Platyhelminthes; Trematoda; Strigeidida; Schistosomatidae.
AUGUUUAAUUAUCUAGUAAGAAUGUUUUGUGGUGAAUUUGAAACUGAUGAACUAUCCAACAUUAAUGUUGAAGGCAAUUCUGGUACUAAAGCAUCAUCAACCUCAUCAAUUUCUUGUGGAUGUAUAGAAAGUACAUCUAGUCUUAAUAACCAAAAUAAAAUUAGCUCACGAAUACUUGAAGAUGCUGCAUUAAAAUUAUGGUCAAAUUUAAAUUUGGAUAGAAUAAAUUUCAAUAACGAAUUGAUAAAAUUAACUGCAAAGUUACAAGAAAAUAUUGCUAUUAAUUUAAAUCAUCAACAUCAAAAUCAUCAUCAUUGUAACGAUGACAGUGAUAAUGAUAAUAACAGUAAUAAGUUGGCACAGAUUUUAUCUCUGUCUAACUUCAAAAUAAAUCCAUCAUUGUCAUCAUCAUGUUCCCAGUCAACAUCGUCAUCUUCUAUAUUACAUGAUAAUACAAACAAUAAUAGCAAUACUAUUGCCACUACUAUAAGUACCAAUAAUGACAUUCCAUUAUCGCUAACCAAUUAUUCAACUGUAUCACAAUUUGCUCGAUUUGCAUCGGCUGCUAACCUUUUCAAUUCUACUGGAGUUGAUCUACAUUGUCCCACUAAUUUUUAUACAAUUCAAAAUGAUAAAUUGAUCACUUCUAGUUAUAAUACUGAUGCUCAUACAAAUAUUGCUGAAACCUUAAUUUCUAACAAUAUACCCACAACUACUACUUCCAAUACAAACACUUUAGUAUCUGUGAACAGUAAUACGUCUUUAACAAAUUACACAACUGCUCACUUCAUUGAUAAUUCUUUUCAAAACCAAGCGGAAAAUUUCAAUUUAAAGAGUGAAAAUGAAAUUUCAUUUCAUAUACCACAGCAACAACUGAAUCUGCCUGAUUAUUAUCAUCAUCACCAAGAACAACAACAAACCAUGAAGUCAAACUUUUGUACUGCACAAAAUGAGGAAAUAAACAGCUCAGUUGAAUUGAAACAGACAAAACCUUCAACCGAAUUAAUCAAAACUAAACAGACAUUAUAUUGUUGUUCUAUAUGCCGACAAAGAUUUCAUUCAAACACUGGUCUAAGACGUCAUAAUUUAGCUUUACAUGCAACCAAAGCUAUGAAAUGUGACCAAUGUGUGAAAGUUUUCAGACAUCAAGCAGCUUUAUCUGAUCAUAAAAAACGUGUUCAUGGUCCACGUGAAUAUAUUUGUGGUAUAUGCUCUGCAGAUUUUGCGACAGAAACUUAUCUACGUUCUCAUGUACGAAUUCAUGAUGAAAAACGAUUUGUUUGUUUAGAAUGCAAACAUGGUUUUUCAAAUCCAUCGGAUUUAAAAAAUCAUAUGAGAAUACAUAAUGAUGAAAAACCAUUUGAAUGUGAAGUGUGUGGAAAAGCAUUUCGCCAUGUGAGUGGAUUUUAUGCUCAUAUACGAAUUCAUACAGGUGAAACACCAUAUCAAUGUGAAUUGUGUGCAAAGAAAUUUAGUAAUGCAAGCAAUUUUCGCAUGCAUAGAAGGGUACAUACGAAAGAAAUGCAAUUCCGCUGUCAAACAUGCGGUAAAGAAUUUAUCCAACCAAGUAACUACAGUCGACACUUAAGAAUACAUACAAAAGAAAAACCUUAUUCAUGUAAUUUAUGCUCUGCAAAAUUUCUUUAUUCAACUUCUUUAAAACGACAUCAACAACGUCAUCAUGGUUUAGAAUUAUUAAGAUGUCAAUUAUGUCAGAAAACAUUUUUAAAUGAAUCAUGUCUUAUUCGACAUCGUACUGGUUGUGAAUUACGCGCUUGUGUUAAAACGGCAGAUGAAGAAUUAUACACUCAUUUAUUAUAA